CACAUCUAUUCAUUCUCGCAACUCGCAAACAACACGAUUUAGAGUGACGUUGCCAUUGACAUGAUUUUUCAGUUGAUUCUAUCUCAAGUUUAUUUCUAUACAACACAUCAGUUUUAUAUUAUUUAUUAAAUGAAAAUAGAAUGAUUGGACAUCAGAGUUCAUUUCACUAAUAUUUCUGUAAAUGCAGUGAUACGUGCAAGAAGGAAAAUUGAGGUGGCCGUGGGACUCGAAAAUGUUCCCACGUUCCCGCUUCGCAAGUGUGUGUUGCACGUGCGUGUGAAAUUCCUAACAAUAAGCGAGAAAAUGAACGCCCAAGGACAGGAACAUGGUCAUGCUGUGGUUGUGUGGGAGUGGGAAAAUCGUCACGGACGUUGGAGACCCUACAGUCCCGCAGUAUCCCAACACCUAGAAAGAGCAUAUUGCAAAAAGCUUACACGGGUCUUUCUUAAUGAUGCAGACCCUAAUUUGGAUAGGUAUUAUAUAAAUUUAAAGACUAAAAUGCAGUGUAGCGAAGAUGGAAAUGAAACACACAAUGUUAGAAGAAAGUUUUAUCUCCCAAAUUCACCGGCUGGAAAAGGAGCAAAAUGGGAGUGGGCUGGUGAUACGGAUGAUUGGCAUACAUAUGAUAUGGAAGUACAAUGUCUUGUAGAAGAAGCAUGGGCAAGGGGUGACAAAACUAUUGACAUUUCUAAGACCUACUUAGGUUUUCCAUACAUUAUAAACUUUUGCAAUUUAACUCAAGUACGUUGUUGUACUGGAUAUGUCAGACCAAUCCGACGCAUCCAGCAAGCCCCUUACCCUUUAGUUAAAGUUGCUUUGGAAGAGCUGCAGGUUAUUUCAGAAAAAAAAUCUGUGUGUGUUACUAUAAAGAGUACUACUACAAAAGUAGCACACAAAAAAUCAUCUACGGGAAACACAAAAAAGAGUAAUAAGAAGGGUAAAAAUGGUGAUACUGGCCCAUCAAAUAUAGCACGUGUUAUACUGAGCAAUUUUAACAUAUUUAGUAACAGACAUGGUAUAGAAAACAAUAGUUCAGUUACAACCAUCGAAUCUGGUCAAAAAAGGAAAACAUGGGAUAAUGUACUUGAUGUAGAUUCUAGCAGCACAAAGAGCGGCCGAAGACCUAGCGUUGACACAGUCUCCACUUAUUUGAGUCAUGAAAACCCGGUAGACUUAUUAGAUAGCAGUGUAGGAAGUGAUGAUGCAUUUAAGGAUUCUAUUCUAGGUAAUUCACUGAUCAUUUUUGUAUUAAUUUUAAUAUUAUAUAUAUUACACCAAUUAUUUUACAUACAUAUAGAUACAGAAUCGGAUGUUAUUUCUCAAUAUGUAAAAGUAGUAGAAAGCAACGACUCCGAUUCUUGUCCAGUAUGUCUUGGUAUUCCUGAGCCAUUAACUGUAGAGUUAACACGUUGUAAACAUAGAUUACAUUUAGCAUGCUUAAAUGCAAUGCUCAGUUGUCAGCAACAACCUAUGUACAUACAAUGUCCGGUCUGCCGAUUAAUUUAUGGAGAAAAAAGGGGGAACCAACCUCCUGGUACUAUGAACUGGACAAGAAUACCACGUGCAUUACCUGGUUUCCCAAAUAUAAAUACAAUUCAAAUUACUUAUGACAUUCCGUCAGGAAUCCAGGGAAGAGAGCAUCCCAAUCCUGGACAGGCAUACUAUGCUGUAGGUUUUCCUCGAGUAUGUUAUCUUCCAGAUAAUAAUCUAGGUCGAAGGGUUCUAAGACUACUACAAAUAGCUUUCGAGCGAAAACUAAUAUUCACAAUUGGACGAUCAGUGACCACUGGACGAGAAGAUGUAGUUACAUGGAAUGAAAUCCAUCACAAGACUGAACUGGGACCAUCAACUUCUGGCCAUGGCUACCCUGACACAAGUUACCUUGAAAGAACAUUGGCCGAAUUGGCAGCACAAGGAGUAACAGACGGGCAACCAAUGGCUACUCUGUAUCAAGAGUUGCAUUAAACAACAAUGUGUUUAUUUAGUGGUUUCAUUUGUGCGCAUGCAACAAUAUCAGGUGUACAUAGAUAUCUACUGCAAUUUUUUAGUAGUUAAUAAUAAUAAAAUAAUGCAAUAAUUGUCUAUGGUAUAAUUAGAAAGUUGUAUUAAUAAUUAAAUCAUAGUUUUUUGAAGAACAUAUUUUAAGAAUAAUCUCUUUUUCCUAAUAAAGGAAAUAAAGAAAUGAAA
Megalopta genalis is the source of this 2187-nucleotide messenger RNA. It is a transcript of the gene dx, whose product is annotated as deltex E3 ubiquitin ligase. The record is from RefSeq and is a predicted model, not a curated record. Gene Ontology annotation, biological process: Notch signaling pathway; protein ubiquitination. Gene Ontology annotation, molecular function: zinc ion binding. NCBI's taxonomy places the organism in Eukaryota, Metazoa, Arthropoda, Insecta, Hymenoptera, Halictidae.